Messenger RNA from Moneuplotes crassus, 1856 nucleotides. The record is from the annotation of a GenBank genome assembly. Lineage: Eukaryota; Ciliophora; Spirotrichea; Euplotida; Euplotidae.
UUUUCAACAUUCGCUAAAUAUGAUGAAAGAAUCAAAUACGAAAGCAUAUAAAAUAAGAACAGAUGUUUUGUCAAUAAAGCAAAACCUCAUUGAUGCAAUUGAGAUUCCUCCAGAAAUUACACAUUCUGCCAAAGGAGUGAGGAAAAGAGCAAACCCAAUCAAGUCAUUGAACCCAAUUACAUUGGAGAGGCUGGACCAGGAGUCCAGAAUGAGAUCUCCCAAAGCUCCUCUUCUGAAAGAAUGCACAAAGAUUCUCAAUGGUGCUGCCAAAUGUAAGAAACUGAGAGAAUUGGAAUUCAAAAACAUUUUCUGCGACUCAGUUACAGAUUCUGUCCUAGGAUGGUCCGUCAAUUCAGAUGGUAUCAUCUCUGCUACUUCUGAUGAAGAUAGUGAGGAAGACUUUGCUAAUCGACUGAAAGAACUAGAAUCAGGCACUAAACUUCGUAGGAAAUCCACAAUGGUUUCCACAUUUGGAUUUAAAAGGCAGAGUUGUAAACUUCAAGCCCAGCGACGUACUAGUAUCGUCAGUAAAUUCCCAAUUGUGACCAUUCCAAAAAUUGCGAUUAAAAGGGAUCCUAAUCUAUCUCCAAUUAAGGAGGACGUUAAAAAGAACUUUGAGCAUAGUGAAAAAGUUAAAAACCUCCUCAAGGUCUGCAACAAGAGAAAAAUUGAUCCUAAAGAAGCUGCUGGUGAAGCUCUUCUCUUCCUAAAUCAACUAGGAAGAAAGCUUUUAAUCAAACAACAACAACGUAUGAAGAAGAGAAUUGCCAAAAAUGUCAGUAUACAAAAUGACAAGAUUGAGAGUGUUACUAGUGACUUAUCUUUAUCUUCUCAGGAAGAGACCAGAAAUACACCAAUUCCAAAGGGGAUGAUGUCUCCAAUCAAAACAAGGAAGCAGAUUCUCAAAACUAAUCUGAACUGCGAACAAAAGAAUACUCUGAAUCUAUGGAGAGCCUACAAGGCGGGAGAUAAACUCUCUUUCAGUUCUGACUCUGAAGGAGGUCAGAGAAACUCUUCUCAAACUCCUGUGAUGAGACAUAUAUUCUUCCAAAAAUCCGGCUCAAAUACUAAAUGCGAAGAUACUAAAAGUUGCACAAAAGUUAGCCAAAAGAAGACGAAGAAGAAAAAGAAGGUGAAGGCCAAAAAGUCGAAGGUUUCAAAAGCUAACAAGAAGUCAAAGACAGGGAUUGAGGAAAAUAUGCUCAAUAAUAUGAUCACUCUAACUAAUAAAGCUAAGAGUGGGGAGAAAUCACCUAAAAAGAAGAAGCAGAAGAAGAAGGUGAGGUAUGGUAAUCCUAAUCGUCACCAUCCCUGCAGUAGCAUAGUUGAAAACCUCAAUGAUAUCCUCAAUAAUAUGGAAGAGCAAAAGCCUAUUGAAGAAGAGAAACCAAGGAAAGGGUCUAUGAGGAAAAUGUCUUGUGAAAUUAGAGGAGAAAAAGAAGUCUCAAGCCCAAAGAAAAGUCCCCGUAAAUCUCCAAAGAAGAUGAGGCAAAGGAGAAGAAGGAUGAAUUCAAAGAAAUCGAUCAGAAAGAUCUCAAAGAAGAAGAGAGAAAAUCCAAAGGGUCCCCUCAAAACCAUGAUGGAUAUUUCUGCAAUCGUAGCAAAUCUUGACGAGGUUCUGGCAUAUGACGAUUCAACAGGAAUGGAGAGUCAGACAGCGACUUUGAAUAGAUUUAACUCGGAAACGAAUAAAUCAGCCAUGCCAAUUCAUUAUAGGAGGUUUGCAUCCUCUUCAAACAUUCACUUUUAAGACCAAAAUAUAGACAUUUUUAGCAUGUUUGCCUGUAUGCAAAAUCUGAGUUAAAUUUAUCAAAGAUUGCGUAUUCGGCAUUCAUGAGCAUUAACUUUUUGUAUAA